UUUGUGUUGACUCAGGCCUUGAAACUUGAAAGCCCUAACUGUGAAAAUUGGGUGGUGGUGAUUUCUGCAAUGGCUUGUCGUUAUAGAUCUGUUUGCCAACCAGCAUUUUCCCUAAUUAAAUCCACCAUUACCAAACCGGCUACUAAUUCCAAGUUCUCACCUUUUCUCCUCAAAACUCGUUCUUCCAUGAGGUCGGUUGCGGUUGCUGAACUUGGUUGCGUGCAGUCGCUGCUUCCACUGCACUCGGCGGUUUCAUCAGCACGCCUCACAUCUUGUCUUGGCAUCGAUUCGAGGAGUUCGAGGUCGUUGUCUCAGGGUAUGCUCUGCAGUGCCAACCCCGGAGUUUGAUAUCUCUCAAUAGCUUUUUUUUAUUUCCUAUCCAAAUGGGUCUCAGCACACCUCGAUAAGAGAUUUAGAAGACCAGGGAUUGAUGGAUUAGAGGCGACAUUUGCUUUGCUGGGAUGCCCUUCUAUUAAUUAUUUUAAGUUUUCUUGACAGUUCAGUAUAACGGGCAUAUAGUUGGAAGAAUCUUUCCAUCUUCUGGUUAAUGCUGCAAUGGUUCCUUCAAACUGUGUUGUCAUUCCAGUAUUAAUUGUUUUAAAGAUCAAACUUAUGCCAACAU
This is a messenger RNA of Gastrolobium bilobum, 622 nucleotides long. Its product is annotated as protein NONRESPONDING TO OXYLIPINS 2, mitochondrial. The record is from RefSeq and is a predicted model, not a curated record. The transcript is spliced from 3 exons. NCBI's taxonomy places the organism in Eukaryota, Viridiplantae, Streptophyta, Magnoliopsida, Fabales, Fabaceae. The coding region runs from base 70 to 348 and encodes 92 amino acids.